Messenger RNA from Dothidotthia symphoricarpi CBS 119687, 2172 nucleotides. RefSeq names its product glycoside hydrolase family 47 protein. Gene Ontology annotation, biological process: N-glycan processing; carbohydrate metabolic process. The transcript is spliced from 3 exons. NCBI's taxonomy places the organism in Eukaryota, Fungi, Ascomycota, Dothideomycetes, Pleosporales, Dothidotthiaceae. Gene Ontology annotation, molecular function: mannosyl-oligosaccharide 1,2-alpha-mannosidase activity; calcium ion binding. Gene Ontology annotation, cellular component: membrane; endoplasmic reticulum. Bases 1 to 2172 code for a protein of 723 amino acids. The record is from RefSeq and is a predicted model, not a curated record.
AUGCACUCAACACGCGACCCAUUCAACCUCCGCAACAAAGCAUCGCUAGCAACCCCCUCUGCCUUCCUGCUGCUCCAGAACGCCGCCGCCAAAACCACCGAGAAGGCCCUUGCGUCCACCAAGCAGGCCGUCGAGGCGACCAAGCAGGCGCUCCAGGACAGCGACAUGUCCUUUGCCAUUCCGCGCAACGUGCCCACCCUCGAGACUGCGCAGCGCCGCUUCGAAGAUAAUGUGUGGAACAAGGUUACGGGGAAAGAAAAGGGCCUGCCCAUGUACAAGGAUAAACCUACGAGUUACGGCUAUGGCGUGGGGAGCGCGCGGGGGAGAAAGAGCUUCUUGAAGAGUCGGAAGGCUGUGGGCUUGGUGGCGCUGCUCGUGUUGGGCUUGCUCUACUGGUUUGGGUGGUCGAGUGCAGCACAAGAUGGGGAUGUGGAGACGGAUGGCAAGAAGACGUGGGUGCCGUUUUCGGGCCGAGGGGGUGGGAGUGGGAGUGGGAAGAAGGGCGAUGCGCUGUGGGACAAGAGGAGGGACGACGUGAGGGAUGCCUUCUUGCUGAGCUGGACCGCAUACGAGGAGCAUGGCUGGGGCUACGACGAAUACCACCCCAUCUCCCGCAAAGGCCGCUACAUGGCUGAACCCAAUGGUCUCGGCUGGAUCAUUGUCGAUGCGCUCGACACCCUGAUGAUCAUGGGCCUCAAGAAGGAACUCAAACACGCGCGCGAGUGGAUAUCCACAACCCUCGACUACGACAAGAAGCAGGACGUAAACACGUUCGAAACCACAAUACGCAUGCUCGGCGGCCUGCUGUCGGCACACUACCUACAAGAGACGCUGCCCGGCCUGAAAUCCGACGAUGCAAAGGACGAGGACAUCUUCCUCGAGAAGGCGACGGAUCUGGCAGACCGUCUGAUGGGCGCAUUUGAAUCGCCCUCUGGCAUUCCUUGGGCCAGUGUCAUCCUCCAGGAUGGCAAGGGCGAGGCCUCUCACGCAGACGGCGGUGCUUCUUCCACCGCCGAAGCCACAACGCUCCAACUCGAAUUGAAGUACCUAGCCUACCUGACCGGCGAGUCGCACUACUGGGAGAAAGCCGAAAAGGUCAUGCAAGUCGUCGACAACAACGGCGCCAAAGACGGACUCGUCCCCAUCUUCAUCUACGCCGACAAAGGAACCUUCCGCGGAAACGAAAUCCGACUAGGAAGCAGAGGCGACAGCUACUACGAGUACCUAAUCAAGCAGUACCUCCAAACACAAAAGCAAGAGCCCAUCUACCUAGACAUGUGGGAAGAGUCACUCAGAGGCGUGAAAAAGCACCUCCUCACCUACACCAAGGAGACCCACCUCACCGUCCUAGCAGAGCGACCAUCCGGUAUAGAAGGCCAUCUGCACCCCAAAAUGGACCACCUAGUCUGCUUCAUGCCAGGCACCAUCGCGCUAGCAGCCACAGGCGGGCUCCCCCUCUCCCAAGCCCAAAAACUCCCCACCUGGGGCAAGCAGCAGGAAGAAGACAUGCAGCUCGCGCGCGAACUAACAAAAACCUGCAUGGGCAUGUACCGCGUCACCCCCACGGGCCUCGCCCCGGAAAUCGCCCACUUCGACCUCGACGACCCACCCAAAAUGUACCGCACAGAGAUCCUGCAGUCCAAAACUGACCUCCCCCUCGACGUCGCAGACGGAGAGGGCUGGAAGAAGGACUUCGUCAUCAAACCCGCUGAUGCGCAUAAUCUGCAGCGCCCCGAGACUGUGGAGAGCCUGUUCUACAUGUGGCGCAUCACGGGUGAUGUCGUCUACCGCGACUGGGGCUGGGAUAUGUUCCGUGCGUUUGCGAAUUUCACGCAGGUUGAGGGUGGGGGCGGGUUCUCGUCUGUGGGCGAUGUGCGUGCUGUGCCGCCGCCGACGAGGGAUAAUAUGGAGAGCUUUUGGCUGGCCGAAACUCUCAAAUACUUCUACCUCCUCUUCAGUCCCAGCGAUGUUCUGCCCCUCGAUCAGAUCGUGCUUAAUACUGAGGCUCAUCCUUUUCCGCGCUUUGACGCGAGUAAGAAGCGGUUUAAGACUGGGUGGGCGAGGCUGCCGAGGGACGCGAAGGGGAAUAUUGUUGUUGCCUCCGAGAAGGAGGACAAGAAGGAAGAAAAGAAGGAAAAGAAGGAGGGGCAGAGUGUGGUGGCUGAGAGUUGA